Molecule: messenger RNA, 588 nt
Organism: Pedinophyceae sp. YPF-701
Lineage: Eukaryota; Viridiplantae; Chlorophyta; Pedinophyceae
Source: the annotation of a GenBank genome assembly
AUGGCGAGCAAGCUCGAAGAGCAGGCCACCGGGAAGGGACAGUACUCGUACAGCAGCUGGGCGCAGGGCGUGAGCACGAGCGCCACCCCGCAGCCGGUGCGCCUGGACGCGACCGACGCCAACGCCACGCAGCCUCCCGCGGCGGGGUCGGCAUGGAACAGCGCCGGGACGUUCGAGCAGCGCGACCUCUCUGCGUGGGCCUACGAAGAGGUCCGUGCGCGGCUGCCCGGGCUUGAGUCAGGCACUGGAGGCUGGUCUCUGAAAGUGACCGCUGUCAAGUCCGUGGACGGGGACGCGUGCAUCAACUUCGUGCGCGGGCAGAAGCGGUGCGGGUUCGACCUGAACGUCGAGUGCGAGGUCGCGGCGGCGAAAGCCGGGCGGCCCGACCAGCGCGGGAAAGUGCAGGUUCAGGCUGACUCAGCGGAUUUGGAAGACAUAGAGGUCGCUGCGUCAGGGUGGGGGCCCGCGCAGGGCGCGGAGGGCGCGACGGACGCGGACCGGCGCGAAGCGAGCAAGGCCGCGCUCGCUCUGCGCGCCAAGUUCGCGGAGGCGUUCGAGGAACUACUUGCGGCGCUGAAGAGCAAGUGA